AUGAUGUUGAAAUGCGCCGAAGGAAUUAUACGAAAGGCCAAAGAAAAUGAACUGCCCAUUGUCAUUGAUGCUGAUGGACUGUUUCUCAUUCAAAAUAAUCCCGAUAUCAUUAAAAAUUAUUCUAAAGCGAUUCUAACACCAAAUGUGAACGAAUUCCGACGACUUUGUGAAAAAAUGAACAUUAGUUUCGAAGAUAAUCAUAAAGAUGAAAUGGCCCAGAAAUUAAGUCAAGCCUUUGGCGGAAUUACCAUUGUUCAAAAAGGCAGAAACGACUUGAUUUCAAACGGAAAUAAUGGACAAGGUGAUAUUCUUACUGGACUUAUUGCUACCUUUCUGGCAUGGGGUGACGCAUACCAAAAAAAACUCUGGCGACACGAUAACACGAUCUCAUCCUCUGAUAUCCCAAUGUUGGCCAGCUACGCUGGGUUAGAAAAUUUGGAAAUUGUUAAAUUAUACAUUAAACGGUCAUCAAUUGAGGAAUUAAGUCUCUACCUUUCGUUAUUAAAUACUUAUAUUCGAUUCUACAUCGACGUUAAGAAUGAUACCGUAGUGUCGUUUAUUUGUGAUUUCAGAUAUCUCUGGAACGCAAAACUUUUCGAACAAGGAAUAAAAUAA
This is a messenger RNA of Acaulospora colombiana, 615 nucleotides long. NCBI's taxonomy places the organism in Eukaryota, Fungi, Glomeromycota, Glomeromycetes, Diversisporales, Acaulosporaceae. The record is from the annotation of a GenBank genome assembly.